Messenger RNA from Prorocentrum cordatum, 3306 nucleotides. NCBI's taxonomy places the organism in Eukaryota, Dinophyceae, Prorocentrales, Prorocentraceae. The record is from the annotation of a GenBank genome assembly.
AUGGCGGCCGCCGCGCCCGCGCCAGCGGGCUCUGGCAUGAUGGCAGCUCGCCAGCUGCCCCUGGUCGUCGGCGAGCGCGUCGUGGUGCACAAGGGCAUCGGCAAGGGCACCCUCCGAUUCAUCGGGAAGAUCGACGGCUCCGAGGGGGAGUUUCUGGGCGUUGAGCUCGACGUCCCCAGCGGCAAGAACGACGGCUCCUUGAAGGGGGUGUCGUACUUCACCUGCAAGCCCAACCACGGGAUGUUCGUGAGGAGGCCAGCGCUCACCAGGGAGAAGGCAACAACGAGCGGAUCGUCCGUAAGAGACUCCCCGCUGGCCUCGCCCAGCACGCCGAACGCCAAGGACCCCUCCCGCAGGAGCUUCUCGUCGAGGACGCCCGCGAGCUUCUCGCCGGCCUCGUCCGGCAUGCUGGACUCCAGCAACGCCCGCAGGGCCGAUUCCGAGGGCCGCAAGGCGAGCGCCGCGAGGCCAGAGGCGCCGCCGCGCGCGCGCGCCGCGGGGGCGGGCGCGGCGGCGACCGCCAACGCACAGCUCGAGGCCCUCUGCGGCACGGUGGCGCACCUCGCCCGGGAGGUUGAAGGCCUCUGCGGCACAGUAGCGCGGCUGAAGCAGGUGGUCUGCGCCGUGGAGGCGAAGGCCGACGCCGCAGACCGCCGGCUGGCCGCCAGCUCGGGCGGCGUCGGCUCCGCGCGCGCGCGGCCUGUCGACCUCGAGCCGGCGUCCGGCGAGAGCUCGGGGGGCGGCGCGCUGCGGCCAGCCAGCGCCACGGAUGCGGCUAGGGCCGAACCAGAGGUGGUGCUCGCCACGGUCCCGACUGCUUGGGCUGCCGACGGUUGCGGUGACGGUGGCAACAGCGAGAGGACGAAGCCAAGGAAUAGCGCCGAGACAGAGGCCGCAGAUGGAACGUCGGGUGCCCGGGGUCUGUCCGACGAGCCUUUGACACGCUUCCUGCUAGGAACUGGGCCGGAACCCAAUGGUGCUUUCAUGGAAGACAUGCUGUGCUGGAGUCACGAGCAGGUGGACCACUCGCAGUACUACUUCUCUUGGAUGUUCCCGACCAGCACUGGGUCCCUGGAGGACCCGAAUGUGCCGGUCUUGACGCCAGCACUGCAAGCGGCCGUUCGAGCGAGUCCGGAGCUUACCAGUUCGAUCCAGAAGGGUUUUCGUCAGGUCUGCGAUUUCUUGGGUUUGGAGGUAGUUGAUGGGCCGCGGGGCCCGUCUGUGCAGAAGGGCAGCCACUUCAAUAGUCGCGCUGAUAGCUGCUGGCCUUCAGAAGAGAGCGUCCGAAACCAGUUGAUGUUCCAGCGGACAUCGCGUGUGCUGCUGUGUCUACGGGAAUCUGGUCUGCAACAGGAGUGCGAGUCGCUGCUCGCCUGCAUGGAGGGGAUCGACAACGAGAGCGUGCAUCAAGGGUCGUCAGUUGUCUAUUGGCGCAAUACUGCGGGCAUCAAGCCCCUCGUGUCUAAGGCUAUCGCAGAGGAGGGUUCCACACCUAGCUCCACAUCGAUUGAGGACCAUUUGUUAGCUUUCUUGCACAGGUCACGGAAAAGUGCCGACGGCUUCUGGCUCCCCGACAUAUGGAACUGGGACCACGACGCGCUCGACAACACGUCUCACUACAUCCAAUGGGUGUUCCCAACGGACGAGCAGUCCGACUAUAACGAUGGUGCCCCCGUGUUGACCCCUCGGCUGAUACAGAUCAUCCGCCACGACGAUUUGUUGCAGAACAGCAUGGUGACUUCGAUGUCGAUGUGGUGUCAUUUCCUCGGGUUGGAGCUCGGCGACCGCGGGGACGGGGGCUUAGCAGUUAGAAAGGCAGCGCAUUUUGAGAGUCGGGUCUCCUAUUGUUGGCGGGAGAUAUGCACGGUUGCGGAUAACCACAAUUGGCUCCGGAACAGCCGUGUGUUGCAUUCCCUUCGCUUGUGCGGUUUGCACGAGCAUGCUGGGGCGCUGAUGUCUUGCCUGGAGGACGUCGCCGCAAGCCACAAAUGUGGUAGAUCAGUGGAAUUCUGGCGCAAGCGUGCGAAUGCAGACACGGUCAUCGUGACCGACUGCGACGUACCGCAUGCUGGUCUGUAUAUGCACGUGCGCCAGGAUACGAAAAGGGAUAAUGUCACGAUCUCGCAAACGGUGCUGCGGAAAUUCCCGACGCGCUCGAGGGAAAAAGAUGUUUGGUUGGAUGGCAUGCCAACCGUUCAGAAUGGCGAAGUGGUGAACGUGAUCGGUGCCACAAGGAUAGAGGCUGACUCUGAGGAGUUUGCUCUUGUAGAGAGCAGCCAGGGCAAGUGCGGCUGGCUGUCUAAAGCCUUCCUGGUUGAGCUUUCCCUAUCACUCCCGCCUCUGUCGAAGUAUCUUGAGACUCCCCCGUACUGGAACCUGGCAAAGGCGUCCGCAAUGGUCGAAGGCUUCUUCCCAGAGAAGCUGGACAUCGCCGGCGACGCUGGCCUGCGCAACGCGCUGCAGACCAUGCUCACAAGCGAACUACCGGAGCGGCUCGGCGAGAGCGACUGGGGCGAGGGAAGGCUGCACCCAGGGCCCUACUCGAGGCUGCGGCUGAUGCGCGCGUGGCGGCUGGAGAACCCCGAAAGGAUGUUCUCGUACCUCCUGCAGCGCCGCCAGGUCGCCCGCGAGCUCUGCCGCAUCCCGGCGAAGGCCGAGGACGUGGCGAGGUCUCUGGAGCUCCGGACUGCUGCGGCCGGGCGGGCCCUGCCAGGAAGUCUGGACGCGUCGGUCAACGAGAACUUCCUGUUCCACGGCCUGUCGCCGUCCGUGGCGCUGUCGAUCCUCGUCGGGGGCCUCAACGAGCGCUUCGCGGGCAGCGGCGCGGGAGCCUACUUUGGGGACGGGGUCUACCUGGCCGAGGACGCCGGGAAGGCCGACCAGUACGUCACAGCCGACGAGACCACCGAGUACGACGCAAACAGUGGCCUGCACGCCCGCUUGUACCGGGAUCCCAGUUCUGUCCGGGGCCAGAUGGAGAAUUCUUCCGCUCACCCUGGCGAGCCUGUUUUUUACAUGCUCAUCUGCCGUGCAGUGAUGGGAUGCCCACUGCGCAUCAAUGACAGGCGGUUCCCAGAUGAUCCCAAUCACAAAGAAUACCCGCAGAGCCUCGAUUUCCCCGGCGUGCCAGCAUUUCCCAUCACGUCCCGUGAGAUCGCAUCCAUUCCUGGUACGGAUCCGCCAGUCUUGCAUCACAGUGUGCUUGUAGAGCGCGGACUCGCAGUGAAGCACUUCCGGGAAUGUGUCAUCACUCAUGGCACGAGGAUCUACCCAGAGUAUCUAGUGGCGUACAAGCAUUCAGAUUGA